Molecule: messenger RNA, 583 nt
Organism: Vicia villosa (hairy vetch)
Lineage: Eukaryota; Viridiplantae; Streptophyta; Magnoliopsida; Fabales; Fabaceae
Product: stress-response A/B barrel domain-containing protein HS1
Exons: 2
Coding region: 124-453 (109 amino acids)
Biological process (GO): pollen tube adhesion
Source: RefSeq, a predicted model, not a curated record
UUACUUUAUACAAGAUAUCCUCUAUAUGCGAUCGUGUAGUAGUGGGAUCAAGAUUUGAUCUUAGACAAACACAGGUGGAGAAGCGAUAGUUUACCAAGUGGGAAACCAAAAGGAAGAUAAGAAAUGGCUGAAACAAAUGGCAUAGUGAAACACAUAGUCAUCGGAAAGUUCAAAGACGAUGUCACUCAACAACGAAUUGACGAACUCAUCAAAGGCUAUGCCAAUCUCGUCAAUCUCGUCCCAACCAUGAAAUCAUUCCACUGGGGUACGGAUGUAAGUGCUGAAAACCUGCAUCAGGGUUUUACUCAUGUGUUUGAAUCAACAUUUGAUAGUCUGGAAGCGGUUGCAGAGUAUGUGGCUCAUCCCGCACAUGUUGAGUAUGCAAAUUUGCUUCUUCCUUCCUUGGAUAAAGUCAUUGUAAUUGACUAUAAGCCCACCAUUGUUAGCCUCUGAUGGUUUGGUUAAGUUAUGAAAGUUACACAAGUUCAUGGAUCAUGAUGUUUCUUGUUGUACUGGAUUUGCUGUUUUAUGUUAAGGAUAAACAAUUUGUUUUCUCUAUAAUAAAUGGCUUUUGUUUGAUCUA